Messenger RNA from Brienomyrus brachyistius, 2876 nucleotides. RefSeq lists its product as uncharacterized. The coding region runs from base 121 to 2124 and encodes 667 amino acids. The record is from RefSeq and is a predicted model, not a curated record. The transcript has 7 exons. NCBI's taxonomy places the organism in Eukaryota, Metazoa, Chordata, Actinopteri, Osteoglossiformes, Mormyridae.
GCGCUUGCGUAUGCACGAGGGCGCGUCGCCGAGUUUCAGGUGAAUGGGGAAAGCGGGAGCGUGCGACUGUCGGACUGUUGGUCGGUUCUGCGCGCUGUUCUGCGUCGCCGAGCAGAGAAAAUGGCCAAAAACACGGCAAGCCGGGCGCUAUUGAUCGUGACAGCGUACCUUCUUCUGGUCACUAGGGGGGCUGCGCAGAAGGUCUACUUUGGCUGCGGGGCCGUAGUGGAUGUGGUGGAGACUCAGGGCCUCAUCCUCUCCCCCGGCUUCCCCUACAACUACUCCUCAGGGUCGCACUGUGUGUGGCAGUUCUUCGUGCCUGUGGGCUACCAGUUGGUCAUGGAGAUGUUUGACUUUGACGUCUUCGAGAGCCCAAGCUGGGGGAGGUCUGUGGAUGAGGAUGCUUCUGACCCAGCCGUGCCUGAUCGUGGAGAUCCCAUUCAGGGCGACAUGCCUGUGGAUGAAGGACUUCCCCAAACAGCCCAGAAUCGCACAGACAUGCAUGGCCAUGAUCAUCUGCAGGAAGACGGUACACCAGUGGUGGCCCAGGAGCAGUCCAGCCUCUCCGCACCACUCGCACAUCCUGGUACUCAGCGGGCAGGUUACAGGGGAGAUGGCAACCCAGAUCCCGAAGAGCGCCACACCAAGCCCAGAACCCCCCCAACCCCGAUGUCUAUCUGGGGGGCAGGGGAACUGAGUACGGGGCCCCAGUUGCCGGCCAUGGACUCCUGCCCUCACGACGUCCUGUACAUCUCUGAUCUGAUCACCUUCUCUUCCCGCUUCUGUGGCUCCAAUAACCCGACAGGCCGUCGGCUGGUGUUCGGCUCCCCCAAGGAGAUGGUGGAGGUCAUCGUGGAGCUGAUCACCACUACACACUGGGGCCGUGGCUUUGCGCUACUCUUCCGCUACCAGAACCGCAGUGAUGCCAGCGACCAGCGUCUCCCAACGCCUCCUGCUGGCCAGAAGGAGACACUGCUGGCUGCAACCGGUGGCACAGCCUUCUUUGUCCUUGUGCUGACCAGCGCCCUCUGCGUUAUCUUCAGGCCGAAACUGUGCCGGAAAGCAGCAGCCGACUCCUUUUCAUCCAACAACUUGGAGGACGGCGGGCGACCCGGCAGGGAGCUGCAGCUGGUGGGCCCUCAGGACACCGAUGUCACGGUGACCGCAGACGGAGCCAGCGCGGAUGUCCCCCCCAGGCCGCCUCACACAGCUUCUGGGUCCAUCAGUGGUGGGCCUGACAUUUCCCAUAAUCCCGAGCUGGAGCUGUCCUCCGAUGGGCUGAUGGAGCUGGACCUGGGGACGGACGAGGUAUUCAUGAUUGGCACAGGCCCCCCUCUGAGUGGACCCCCCCUCGGUCCCCAUACGAGAGACCGCUCCCUGCGGCACAGCGACAGUGCGCUGCCGGCCCAGCCAGACGGCGGCAGCAGGAUGCGGCCACGAGCCUGGAGCGUACGCACCUUCCAGGACCUGCUGCGGCCGCUGUCUCAGCAUCAGUGCGAGUGGUCGGGCUGUGGUCCCAGCAGCCCCUUCACCAAGCUGGUGGACACGACUUCUGCCAGCUCAGGCUGCCAUGGCAGCAAGGCCAGGAAGGUGUUCUCAGAUGGUCACCUGGAGGGUGGCGACUCCUGCAACCACGACCAGUCAUCUGGGAGCACUGCAUCCUACCCACUGGCUCUGCCAGCACAGAGGCAACGCCGGCUCAAUUCUGGCAGCAACCUAAGGCGCUCCCUCUUCACAGCGCCAUGCUUUGGGCUCUUCUCUGGGUUGUCGGAAGGCGGGCCCUUUGCCCCCAGGCCGCCCCCCCCUGAGCCGGUGGCCAGGGAUCCAGGGGCAGAGCCUCAGGCCAGCAUGGGUGUGCCUGUAUUUGCCAUCUCGGAGGAGGAGGACCGGCAACCCCUGGUCCAGGCUGAGCAUCUGAACGGGCAGCACCGGGAGCCCAACGGCCAGGCCUCCGGACCUGUGAGGGGCAGGGUGUGUGGAGAGGGCAGCUUGCUGGGUCCCGACUCACCUGCAGCCAGCAGGAAAACGAAGCCUAACUUCACACACGCUGGCAACAAGCAGCUGCAGCCCUUGUCACUGAGCCCAUCUGCGGUGACAUGCAAUGCGGUGGGCAAGGAGAUGUGAGUGCAUCCCCCACCAUGGACCAAGAACUCAUUGUGCCACCUAGUGGCUGGAGGAGGAUCAUGCAUUUCGAUGGUUAAAGAAAAACCUGUUUGGUAAGGACUGGGAAUAUUUAUAAAGAUUAGGAGCUUAUCUAAGGAAGAUGUUUAGAGCUGGGAAUGUUUACCUUCAGCCAGCAUAUUUUUGUACAAAUUGUCUGUUUUCAUAUCCUUUAUGUAAUGAGAUUAUACAGGAUGUUUGUUUAUACUAAAAAUCAUACUCAGUCAUCUAGUCCAGUUACCUACCGUAUGGAUUUCUGAAUACAUUAAAAAAUAAUUCCCAAAAAACAGAAGAAACCUUUGAUUCCUUGAUCCUCUUUUAAGGAAAAUCCAGAUCAAUCAGUCAAGGAUGGUUCCUUUAUAAAACAUUUCAGCAUUCCGGGUCUGCCUUGCAACUGAUCAAAUGGGUUCAUGUUUUGCUAUUGCUAGGCAGUGUGAACUAAAACAGGAGGGAGGCCCUGCACACACUGUCACCAUGUUUCCUAACACUGGGACAAAUAGUCGGCAGCUUUGUGUCAGUAAGACGCCCCCCCCGAAGGGGGCGCAUGGAGGAACUCCCACACCGUAUCAGUAACAGUCUGCGGAGUUUGGGAUUUCAAAGAGAAACUGUAAAAGCAGGCAUUCUUCAGCAAAUAGCUCUUGUAAUGAUCAUGUGCUUAGAGAGAACAUAAUGAAUGUCUGCAUGGAGAAAUCUGUAUAAAAACCUUUUUAAAUAAA